CCGAGGCUCAUUUUGUCCUAUUUGUGACGACCCGGCUUGCAGGAUCGCAGGCUUAAAUUUAAGUACUCACCCACUUUUGGGAAAAAUAUUGUCAUUUUCACAGAGAAAGGCUUUUCUAUAAAUUUACAAGUCGUGUAGCUGGCUGAGAAGCGAGGAAAUGGUUAGAAAGGAGAGAGUUAGGCCGUUUUGCCAAGCGCUCUUAAAGCUUCAAGGAGUUCUCCUUUUGCUGUAUUUGAGAACAGGUUUCAUUGCUGGGGAAAAGCAUUACAUUAUCAACACAACCUCAGCACAGAUAAAGAUAGAGGGGACAAGUAAUGUAACCAGCGGAAAGAUUGAAGAUAAAACUUUCCAUGGUCCCAACAACGGAAUUUGGAACUACUCUGUGGCAGCGUUUAAUUUCACUUCAAGUGAAGCCAAAGAUAUCUUUCAUGAAAAAAACAAAAUAUCUAUCCGUGGUACGAAUGCCCUUUCUGUGAUCGUUCAGGGCAAUUUUACGGUGGGAACUGAUUUAGAUGUGAGUGGUAAAAAUGUCAGUUUUACCUCAAACGAUAAACAACUGUUUUGGCUCGGAGGAUUUAUACGAAUGAAUAAAACUUGCUGUACAUUGGGUGCGGGGCCUGGUGGAGCCUUUAGCUAUCACGGUGGUGGUCAUGGCGGCAGAGGGGGAGGUUUUUAUCAGGACAGGAACACAACUAGACUGUACGGGUGGAAUUACUUCGAUACCAUUUACCUACUAGGCGGCAGCACAGGAACGAAUUUGUUCUCCAGCAAAGCAGGGUCUGGCGGUGGAGCUAUAGAAUUGAAGGCAAUCGGUGGAACACUAACCCUGAAUGCUGCAAUUAAGGCUGAUGGUUACUCGACUGGCAACACAAGUGAUGAUCACUGUGCAGGGGGCAGUUCAGGAGGAUUGAUACGACUACAAGGAAAUAGGGUGGUGAUAGGAAAAAGCGGAAGUUUAUCUGCAGUUGGUGGGGACAGCGGUUUUAGCUCUAACCAUUCGAAUUACUGUGGGGGUGGUGGUGGAGGUGGAGUUAUUCAAGUCUUUUCGCAAACCGAUAUUAAAAAAUAUGAAGCAAAUAGUCUGAAAAGGACUAAUGGUGGACGAGGAUUGCAAAAUGGCGAGGCAGGACAAGAACAAGUAGCUUUGUACUUCGACCGCCAAAUGGAUUUAAAUAUCAACACAACAAGUUGUAAAAUGUCCUGGACUAAUAAUCACGAAUACGCUGGCGAAAUCGAGCAAAGGACUUUCGAGAAAAUGGCUUACAACGUCUGCAAAAUCGAAUUCAGUUCAUCAAUUCGUAUAGGAAGACAAGUGAGGGUAAAAAUCAGUGGAAAGAGAGCUUUAUCUUUGAUCAGUAUGCAUGGAAGCAUUGAGAUAUUUUCCCAGAUAGAUAUCGACGCCACGGAACAUUCGGAUGAAAGCCUCUCUGAGACAAGCAUAGGAGGAUACGUAAAAGUGUCCCAUGAUGACAAAGCCGCAGGUCCUGCUGGUCUUAACUGUAGUUCGGAUGAAUUGUAUGGUCGAGAUUUUGAUUCCUUGUUAGGCGGAAGUGUGUGUUCGUGGGAAGUCAACAGUGGAGAAGGAUUUAAGGCUGUCGGAGGAGGGGCUUUGGAGCUGAGAGCAGAGUCUGGAGCAAUUGUCAUAGAUGAAACCAUUUCUGCGAAUGGUUUCUCUAAUAACAGUGGUAACGCCGGCGCCAUGGGUGGAACUAUUCGUUUACACGCCAAGGAGAUCCAUCUGAAAAGAAAAGCUCUGCUGACAGCUCGCGGCUCAGGUGCAGGUGGAGGUGUGGUUCAGCUGAGGAGUGAUGUUGAUGUGGAUGGAUUGUGCGAAUCCAAAUUUAACGUAACUGGCAAGACAUUUGGUCUUGUUAACAUCCUUGUUUCCACGAAAGCUACGAAUCAAGCACAGUACAUUCAGGAUGGAUAUUUGGAAAUUGACACCACUAACGCAAGGUGGAUGCACAAGUUGGCAACAAUGAACGGUUCCAUGGCAUAUUCGUACUAUGGCGAAAUCAAACCACGGAAUUUAAACUCUGGUCAUCAAUAUCAUGUUUCCAUAUUCGAGUUCCAGACACCGAUUCUGAUCAAUGGCUCCACGAAGGUUAGCGUGUUCGGGUUACACUCAUUUCUGGUGAAAAGCAAGGAGGGCAUCUACAUAGGAGUGGACAUAAAUUUGAAAGAGUCCAUAGCAACUUUGGCCAAACGAGUCGGUGGAUACUGCGUCACAAGCAGGAACAGAACAGAUGGGAAAGGCCCUGGCCGAGGACAGCCUGGCAAGAACGCAGGCGCCGGGCAUGGUGGAAAGGGUGGCUUGCUGUUUGAAGAUAACAAUAUCAUUUAUGGUAAAACAUAUGGAAUACAGCCUGAAAUACAUCUUAUUGGCGGAAGCACAGGAACGUCGAAUUGCUCGUCAAAUAAUUGUACCACUUCCGAUCCCGGUCUGGUGAUAGGUUGUGGUGGCGGAGCGAUUGAAAUUUUCUCAGAAAAGAACUUAACAAUCGAUGCUGUGAUCAGCGCCAAUGGUGAGACAAUUACACUUGAAUCAAUAGCUAGUAUGGGUGGAAGCAGCGGGGGAACAAUUAUUCUUAGAUCUGAAAAGCAUGUGAUCCUCGGUGACAAUGCGAGGCUGGAAGCCACGGGAGCAAAUGCUUAUGCAAAAGGUGGUGACAAUUCUAUCCACCGCGGGGGAGGUGGAGGAGGGGUAAUUGCAAUCAUCAGCAAAGGCACACCAGUUGGAAUUGGAAGACUAUCUCCGAAUGAAAACACUGCGGGGGGAAAUGGUUCCACUAGUGGAGAUAACGGCCUAGUGGUUAUUAACGGCACCAAGCAUUACGGAUAUCCAGCGGAAGUUAUUGAGGUCAACGAAAGCUACGAAGGAUGUGUGAAUGGUAGCAAUAUAUCCAAUCCCCAAACAGUGACUAUGAAAGCCCAUGAAGCUUCACCAUCAAAAUGCAUCGAGAUUUGCCGUGAAAGAAAAUCCCAAUGGGCUUACGUAAGGGAGAGAAGCUGCAAAUGCUCGAACUCCAGCCAAACCUCGUCUAAGCUUAUUGAAAAGUGUAAUAAAAGAUGUUGGUCAAAUUCUUCACUUGUCUGUGGUGGCGAUGGGGAUGACGCCUUCAGUGCAUACAAGACAGGCUACGUCGCUGAGUUUUCAUAUACUAUAAUAUCCACUGCAACUUUAGCAGUUUUUACCACAUCAUCCGUGGUCAAUGCCAUUUCACCAAAUAAGACUGUAGAGGUAACAACGACGCCAACGACGCCAACGACGCCAACUCAUGCCACCACAUCAUUAGUGGUCAAUGCCAUUUCACCAAGUAAGACUGUAGAGGUAACAACGACGCCAACGACGCCAACGACGCCAACUCAUGCCACCGAUGAAGCGAAGACUACCGAAGAAACGAAGCCUACCGAUAAACCUACGACCACGCCCCCAGACGAACCAUCGGGAAAGUUCAAAGACAUUGCAAAUGUCACAAUCACAGACGAAAACGUCGUUGAAGUUGUAAGCCAGCUCAAAAACCUCACCAAAGAGGAAGACAUGAAUGGUGGAGACACGAAAGUCGCCCUGGGAAUCCUGCAGAAAAUCACCAGCAACAACAGUUUACUUCCCGCAAACAAAUCUGGGCGGCAGAAAAUAGGACAGAAAAUUCUUCAGGUUGCCAGCUCACUCUUGUCAGGGGAAAACGCUGCCAAUUGGGGCGUACCAACAGAUAACGAAAAUAAGACGGACAAGGUGACUUCUCAGACCCAAGUUUUGGAAGUUAUAGAAAACAUUGGUCUAAAAAUUGGAGAAAAACUUGGUGAUGACGACAGCUGGGUCGUAGAAAGUGAAAAUAUAGCUAUGGGUGUAGAGACCAAGAUACCUGACGAGUCUUCCCCUGGGGUGAAAUAUCCAAGAUAUGAUGAACUCGGCCCAGAAUGGAGAGGACAGGAUCGUGUAUUUGUUAAUAGAGAACUCUUCGACAAGAUGGCGGCAGAUAACAGAUCAAGAACAACAGUUGUCUAUGCCAUUUACAAUCAAGUCAGCGAGCAUUUCCCUACGAAUACAAUCAGCAAAAAGAGCUCUGAGAGUCUAAUUGUGAACUCCCGAAUUCUGGCUCUAAAGUUUAACAAGCCACUUCUUACUCCAUUGAAGACACCUAUUAAACUAUGGUUUGAUAAAUUGGAGAAGGGCGAAAAUGUUACGAAACCUUCCUGUUCGUUUGUGGACUUCGAGAGCGCAAGGGGCUCGUGGUCACACAAGGGAUGUCGCGUGGUCAAGGAAAAGGACCAGAAUGUCGAGUGCGCCUGCGAUCAUCUCACAAACUUUGCAAUUUUGAUGCAAGUGAAGGAAUUUGAAGUUGAACCGGAUCACUAUAAAGCUUUGACAGUCAUUACGUACGUAGGCUGUGGAGUUUCAUUAUUUGGACUCGCGCUCACUUUGGCGACUUUCUUAUCACUUGAGACGUUAGCUUCAGAACGGACCUCAAUUCACAAGAAUCUUGUGGUAGCCAUUGGACUCGCGCAGAUAAUUUUCCUGGCCGGCAUAGAUGCCACAUACAACCCCAUUGCGUGUAAAGCCGUUGCUUUGUUCUUGCACUAUUUAUACACAGCGGCUUUCACGUGGAUGUUAUGCGAAGGAGUUCAUCUGUACAGCAAAGUGGUAGAAGUAUUCAGCGAAGGAUCUAAGAUGAAAUACUACUACGCCUUAGGCUGGGGUCUACCGUUGACCAUUGUGUUCAUUUCCGCCUGUUCUCGCUGGGGAGGAUAUGGGAACGAGCGAGCCUGCUGGAUUUCAAUCACUGACGGGCUUAUUUGGGCUUUUGUUGCUCCUGUUCUUAUCGUGAUGACGAUCAACUUUGUGGUUAUGAUAAUGGUAAUCAGAGUGAUCAUCGCAUCUGUAACGUCACUACAGAAUCCUGGCAAUGCUUCCCAAGUCAGGGCUGGCGUCAAAGGCAUGAUUGUUUUACUGCCUCUGCUCGGUCUGACGUGGGUGUUUGGACUUUUGGCCAUCAAUAAGGACACUAUUGCUUUCCAGUAUUUAUUUGCCAUCCUCAAUUCACUUCAGGGACUUUUCAUUUUUGCUUUCCACUGUAUCGGAAACACCGAGGUACGAGUUGCAUACAAAAGACUCCAUGAGAAAAGGACUUUGGCAAAGAGCCUUCCUGAACACUCUCUGUCUUCAACACACCACAUGUCAAGUCGGCCGGCAAAGAAACGAAUGGACUCUCACGAGACGAACUUCACCGGGGAUGAUGACAUCAUUGUUACUAAGACUAUCCGAAGCGUGUCGGAUGUGAAGAUUUCUGGGGACAACUUGGCCUUGCAAACGAUUCGUGGACCUGGAUCACAUCAAACGAGCGUGAGAUCAUCCUCUACACAGUCCAGCUCUCAUACAGAAUUUUCAGAGCAACUAAGGCCGUUAACCAAAGAAGGCAGAAAACGCAAGAAAAGCUCCAGCCAUAGAAAAACAUUCUUUCAAAACUUUAGACCAAAAGUGUUAGGUUCCUGUAGCAUUGUAUAAGGACUUUAUUCUUUUAACCUGUGCGCGUCAUACGCCUUGUAGCCUUCGAGUUGGAAGGCGUAUGAUUAUUUUCCCUGCGAACGUGGAGCAGGCUCCUUGCAGCAUCUCUAAUUGUGCGAUCGUAGUCGAAGUUACUCGUAGGCUGUUUAAAGUCGUUUAGAAGACUACCACGUAUUGUCUUCAAGUGAGUGAUCUGCUUCAUUAAGGCUUCGUUUGAGGCGCAUUUAACAAAUGUAAAUAGUGAAAACAUGAGUAGGGAGUGGUGUGCGUGUUGGGCCAGUGGAGAGCAGCUGAGGAGAAGGCUAGUACGAAUCAUUCGCAAGAAGUUAUAAUCUCUUGUCAUCUGAUAGAUGCAGCGUUCUACAAUCUGAAGUUGACAUGAGAUCAGUGUAUAUGGAGAGAUGUAUACACUGAACCCUUUAACCCCUAACAGUGAUUGGCUUUUAGUUUCUCUUUACUGUAUCACUCCUGAAUCAAAUAUUAAGGUCAUGAGAAUAAAGGAAAUGAUAACCAAUUUCAGAAGCUCUUGAUUGUUAGUCAAAUUCUCCUAAUCAGUACCAUAGGAAACGUGAAGAGAACAGUGGAGAGAAUGUAAAUACUAAUGUUAGGGUGUAAAAGGUUGUCAUUUUUGAUGUAUUUCUUUUUUGCAAGACGGCCUUUGCUGUGAUGUUUUAUCUUGUGAUUUAGAUAGAAGUUAGUAUAAGCCGCUUUUUGCUUUCGCUGGCCUGUAAUUGCUAGGAACGCUGAGUCAAUGUUUGCAGAUCUCUUGUUAUCUUGAAAUCAGUGCACCAACAGUCGAAUGAAUUAUAGAUGUUUAAAGUAGCUUCAAUCUAUCGAUUGAGAUUUGUCUGUCACUUUCAUACGCCAGUACCAAUACCAGUCAGUAGCAAUUACAUUUACGUAGUGUGAGAAGUUAUAUGCGUUGUACAUCGCCGUUGAUUAAAAGUAUCGUUGACCGUUGGUAUAUGUUGAAUAAUAAAGAAAUAAACGAAGA
Pocillopora verrucosa is the source of this 6500-nucleotide messenger RNA. The record is from RefSeq and is a predicted model, not a curated record. Lineage: Eukaryota; Metazoa; Cnidaria; Anthozoa; Scleractinia; Pocilloporidae.